AUGUCCGGAUAUACAAAGGAACAAGAGGUAAUUGUCAAAAGGAUUCUUAGUAAUAAGGGGAAUUUUUACAAAGUGUUAUCUGUUGAAAAAACCUCGACGGAUGGAGAGAUAAAGAAGGCCUACAGAAAGUUGGCACUCAAGAUCCACCCUGAUAAAAAUAACCACCCCAAUGCUCCCGAGGCAUUCAAGGCAGUCUCAAAGGCCUUUGAAAUAUUGUCUAAUGAGGAUCAAAAGAGAAUAUACGAUCAAACAGGACAGGAUCCUAGUCUGAGAGGGGCGCAAGCCGCAGCCAGUGGGUUUAGUGGAUUCAGUGGGUUUGAUGGAGCAACUAGAUCAAGAGCAUCUGGGGGUAGAGCACAAGAAUUCCAUUUUACUGGCAAUGGUUUUGAUGAAGACAUAUUCAAUAUUUUCUUUGGAGGAGGAGGAACACCAGGAAUGCACUCGUUUACAUUCGGACCGGGUGGAUUUCAAACUUUCGGAGGGCCAACAUUUCAAACCAGAAGAACAAGAACCGGUGCUACCGCUGGAAGUGGAAAUCAGCAAACCAAUGGAAGAGAGUCUCUUGUUUCAAAUCUCACUCAACUUUUGCCGAUUAUUAUACUCUUGUUAUUUUCAUUGAUUACAUCGUAUUUUAAUGGUAGCGAAGCCAAUGUACCCCAAUACAGUUUUACUCAGCAGAAACCAUAUGAGCAUGAAAGAAACACCCCUAAUUUUGGCGUUAAAUAUUACAUUACCAGAGAGAAGUUCGAAGACUCCAAGAUCAAAGACUUGAAUAAGUUGGAUAAGAGUGUGGAGGGUCAAUAUAUUCAAAACUUGAAUUUCAAAUGUACUUUGGAACGGAAUGAAAAACAGCAGAUCUUAGCUGAUGCUCAAGGGUUCUUUUAUAAUGAUGAAGAGCUUAUCAUGAAGGGAAACAAUUACCCAAUGCCUUCUUGUGACCGCUUGAAAUCUUUAGGAUUGAUAUGA
Messenger RNA from Saccharomycopsis crataegensis, 966 nucleotides. Its product is annotated as type I HSP40 co-chaperone. Gene Ontology annotation, molecular function: Hsp70 protein binding. Gene Ontology annotation, biological process: cellular response to misfolded protein. Gene Ontology annotation, cellular component: endoplasmic reticulum membrane. Lineage: Eukaryota; Fungi; Ascomycota; Saccharomycetes; Ascoideales; Saccharomycopsidaceae. The record is from RefSeq and is a predicted model, not a curated record. The transcript has a single exon. Bases 1 to 966 code for a protein of 321 amino acids.